GGCUGUUCCACCAACCGCCCCUCAGGCGGCUGGGUCCGGCGUUGCCAUGGAUACUCGGGCGAGUGACGCAAUCUCUACGCGCGCUGCGCGGGCCGAUGACACAGUGGAUCCGUCUCCACGUCGCAUCAACAGCAGCCGGGGUAGCGAGGCCAAGAUGGCGGAGGCAGAGGAGAGUAGGUCUGGGGGAGCCGCGAAACCGCUGUUUGCAGGUCUCUCAGAUGUGUCAAUAUCAGAAGAUAUUCCAGUGGAAGGGGAGAUCACAGUUCCUGUUGGAUCUCACUCCCCUGAUGAAGACUACUCCACAUUGGAUGAACCUGUUAAAGAUACUAUUAUGCGAGAUCUAAAGGCAGUUGGAAAGAAAUUUGUGCAUGUCAUGUAUCCCAAAAAGAGCAGCGCGCUCCUUAGAGACUGGGAUCUUUGGGGUCCUUUGGUGCUGUGUGUGUCACUUGCACUGAUGCUUCAGGGAGGGUCAGCAGACAGUAAAGAAGAUGGAGGUCCCCAGUUUGCUGAGGUCUUUGUUAUCAUCUGGUUUGGAGCAGUUGUCAUUACACUAAACUCAAAACUGCUUGGAGGAACCAUAUCUUUUUUUCAGAGCCUUUGUGUCCUGGGUUACUGUGUCCUGCCUCUGACAGUGGCUAUGCUCGUGUGCAGGCUGGUACUACUAGCAAGCUCGGGGACUGUCAGCUUCAUUGUGCGACUUGUUGUAGUGAUGGCUAUGUUUGGCUGGUCAACCCUAGCGUCCACAGCCUUUCUGGCAGACAGCCAGCCUCCAAAUCGCAAGGCUCUUGUUGUUUACCCCAUCUUCCUCUUCUACUUUGUUAUCAGCUGGAUGAUUCUCACCUUUACACAUCAGUGAUGAGGGAUCAACAGAGACUGCACAGAGAACUGGAAGUUUUCAUAAAUACUGCUGUUAAUUUGUGGGCUUUAUCUCCAAUGCAUAGAUCUUGCAUACUGUAAAAAAGCAGGCUAUGGGAUAAAGCCAGAGAGCUGAAGCAUUCAUCAUUUCUAAGAAUGAGAUAUACAAGGAGCCAGUUGCUCGAAAGAUACUGAAAUCCAGCUACUGAAUUUUAUUUAAUCCUGCUGUUUAGUAUAAAUAAAAAAUGCCCAGUCUGAGAAGAGAGGAAUGCAGACAAAGGAAGGCAGUUUCCAUGAGAAUGGAGAGGAUAAAAUCCUAUCUUGGAACUUCAAGAAGAUUGAUAACUGAAGACUAGGUAAUAACUGUCUGGCUUAGCAGAAUUCCCGUUCAUACUUGGAGUUCUCUUUAAAAUUGAAUAUUGCCCUAUGAAUAAUAGAACAUAUUUGCUGACCCAUGGGAAGAAGGGUAUCUAAAUCCUGACUCUUUCCUAGAUGUGCAAAGAGGUGAAAUCUAUACAAAGUGCAUCACGGGCAAAAAUACGCAUGUUUGCUCCAUUCGUUUCAUUGUCAGAGCAUGUCUGAAGGGAGCUGUUUCUGUUCACACUGAUGCAAACUGCUCUUGUGCACUUAUGCACUUCAGUCAUUUCAUGCGUGUUGGGAACAGUUCACAAACUAAAUGUCUCAAAUACUAGUUUGACACUAACUGAUCCAUACAAUUUCACAAGGAGAUGGUGUUUGCACUGGACACUUACAAAGUCCCCUUUGGUAACACAAAAUCAGAAUGUCAAAGUCCAGAGGAAGGCUUCAGAUUCUUUACUUUGAAGGUGAUGGCACUGAUUGCCCAGCUAUCACUCUACAACUUUUGAACAGAGAAUUGGGCAGUUGGAGAGCAGUGUACCAUCGCUGCAAUGCAUUCCUACUGAGUGAACUGAAUUUUUGGUACUUGAGACGUUUGCCGAUUAGCAUACAAAACAAGGACUCAAACCUGUUAUAUUUAGGAUGGAGGAAUGAAUUAAAUGGUCCAUAAGUGAAGGUGUUGGCUGCUCUGAACUAGUAUGGGGAUCUGGUGCUUAAUUGCUUAGAGUAACUUAUUGGUUGUUUAGAGGGAUGGCAUUUCCACAUAAAUGUUAGUAUUUUGUGCAUAUGGCUCCUGCUUUUGGUAGGGGGAAAUAAGAAACUUCUGUAUAUUUAGACUGAAUAUUUAUAAAAGGGGAUGGAAUCUUCCUUCAAAUAUGUGCUACGUGUACAUGCCUGUUCCACACCUGCAGAAGCUGAUACAGAUACACAAAGAUAACAUCUGGCAUAGGUACUCUUUGAGAGUCACACAGAGGUUAUUUGUGUGGCAUAGUAAGCAACACAUGAGGAGAGCUGCAAAACAUCAAAACUUGGGGUGGAGGUAGGGGGGAAAAAGUUGCUGUUCAAAUAUAUAGUUAAUUCUACAGAUGAACAUAAUUUCACGCUUUCUUAUGUAGUAGUAGAUGCAAAAUAGUCCUGAAAUUGACUAGUCAGAUCCUAUUUGAUGUAAAUAUACUUAGUUUUAUUUUUAAAUAUAAAGUGCAGAUCUCUUUCUAAACACUCGUAUACACACAUGUUUAGGAUCCCAAAUCACUGACUGUAGAUUGUAAGAAAUUGAUUUAUGUUUGGCGGGCACAAAGGGUGUGGAGAAAACUGAUUUAGUUACUCCCUGCGAAGACCUAUAGCUCCUGCUUCUUCCUGUCUGCAAUAGUUGAUAUCAGUGAGUUUGCGGAGCAGACAGCUUCAUUUACUGCCUUUCUUAUGCUAUAUUCAUUUGCUGCUGAGGGAGCUGUAAGUAUUCAGAUUAAAGUAUGCAUUUCAAGUAUGCAAUGGUGCAUUUUUAAGUUCAUACUCAAAUUGUUACUGAUAUGGGAUGUGAAAUGGCUUUGUAUAUUUGUUUUUAAAGCUGUGCAGUUCACCUUUUCAGUCCAGUUAAAUCAAGUGCACUUUAUAAGAUGUUAAAAACAAAUAUCUUAGGCAAGUGAAAAAGAUAGCAAAUCUGUUAGAUCAUUAAAAUUAGACUCUUUGGGUCCAGUUACUCAUUUCUCUACUCAAAUGAGUACUCUCAUCGAGAUCAAUGGCAUUGUUCAUAAGAGUAAGAAUUACAUAAUCAAAACCUAGUUGUGCACACUUUCCAGAAAGUCAAUCUUUUCUGAAAGAUUUUUUUUCCAGUGUCUCUUAUGAUUUAAACUGUUAGAUAUGAAUUUCUUUAAAAUAAAUAACGUAAUUUAUCAAUAUCUCCUUGAGAGGGGACAGUUGUCAGGAAAGAGGAGUUUUUAAUUUAAACUACAAAUGUUGUGAGAAGCAUGAUUUAAAAUCCUCUAUUCAUGCUUUAUUUUGUUUACUUCUGAGCUUCAAGGUGGCUUGUUCUAUGAGAAUUAAUAUAUUGCUCUUAGGUUAUGACUGGAGGAGGAGGGUUAUUUUUGUUGAUUUAAUCAUUUAAAAGUAGCCGUUAUAGGGUUUUUAGUCUACAGAGUUUUUAACGUGAAAAGGGGUAGGGGAAAACGUUCUGGUUAUACAGUGAAGGUGUAACUUUUGGCUGGUAGCAGGACUUCCUUUAGUGUGGAAACUGCUCCCUUUCAAAGCAGUAAAAUCUAUAAAUUCAGAUACACCUGCUUAGAAAGCAUAACUCCUUAAAGUCUAUAGCCGUGUACAACAGGAUGCAGGUGAGGAACUGUAUAUAUUCUGAAGUUUCAUGCUUCUAGUUGAAUAAACCAUUUUUUUUUUAAAACUAUCACUGCUUCUAGUUGCUACAGUUCAUUGUUUCAGUAAAUCCACCCAGCUGCACUAAAAUUCCCCUGUUGAUACCCGUGUAUUUCAAGUAUGCAAAAAAAAAAAAACCCCUU
Molecule: messenger RNA, 3716 nt
Organism: Chelonia mydas (Green sea turtle)
Lineage: Eukaryota; Metazoa; Chordata; Testudines; Cheloniidae
Gene: YIPF6
Product: Yip1 domain family member 6
Exons: 7
Coding region: 47-856 (269 amino acids)
Biological process (GO): endoplasmic reticulum to Golgi vesicle-mediated transport
Cellular component (GO): trans-Golgi network; membrane
Source: RefSeq, a predicted model, not a curated record